Arabis nemorensis is the source of this 717-nucleotide messenger RNA. Lineage: Eukaryota; Viridiplantae; Streptophyta; Magnoliopsida; Brassicales; Brassicaceae. The record is from the annotation of a GenBank genome assembly.
AUGGCGACUUCUCUCUCCGUCUCCAGACUCCUCUCCUCCGCUUCCUCAGCCACCGCAAUCUCCGUCGCGAAGCCGUUACUUUCCCCCACCGUCUCUUUCACCGCGCCAAUCUCCUUCACGCGCACUCUCUCCCCGAAUCUCUGUCUCAAAUUCCGUAACCGCCGCCGAUCCAACCCAACCUCCGUCUCUUCCACCACCAGAUCCUUCUCAACAACCGUCUCCGCCGCUAUCUCCGUCGGAGAUAAACUCCCUGAGUCAACUCUCUCUUACCUCGAUCCAACCACCGGAGAUGUCAAAACCGUCACCGUCUCAUCCCUAACCGCCGGUAAGAAAUCGAUCCUCUUCGCCGUUCCCGGAGCAUUCACACCGACCUGCUCGCAAAAGCACGUCCCUGGAUUCGUAUCCAAAGCAGGAGAGCUCAGAUCUAAAGGCAUCGAUGUAAUCGCUUGUAUCUCCGUCAACGACGCGUUCGUGAUGGAAGCGUGGAGGAAAGAUCUGGGAAUCAACGACGAGGUGAUGCUUCUCUCCGAUGGUAACGGUGAGUUUACUGGGAAACUUGGUGUUGAAUUGGAUUUGAGGGAUAAACCUGUGGGACUUGGAGUUAGGUCAAGGAGAUAUGCGAUUUUAGCGGAAGAUGGUGUUGUGAAGGUUCUGAAUCUUGAAGAAGGUGGAGCUUUCACUAACAGUAGUGCUGAAGAUAUGCUUAAAGCUCUGUGA